Molecule: messenger RNA, 1149 nt
Organism: Lithohypha guttulata
Lineage: Eukaryota; Fungi; Ascomycota; Eurotiomycetes; Chaetothyriales; Trichomeriaceae
Exons: 4
Coding region: 1-1149 (382 amino acids)
Molecular function (GO): DNA binding; zinc ion binding
Source: RefSeq, a predicted model, not a curated record
AUGAGCGAAGCUGCAUACCGUUAUGGUGAGGCGUUGGCCAGGAAGUGCUACAGUGCGUGUAAGAAUGCAGCAACUAAAAUUCAGAAAGGUGAGCUUCGCUUUGGCAGCCUUGUGAAGUUCAAGGAGCAUACAUCGUGGAAAUGGAAGCAUUGGGGCUGUGUUACACCAAGGCAGAUUGAGAACAUCAUCGUCCAGCUCGGCGGAACACUCGAUGGUCUUGACCUUAAGGAGGAUCUUGACAUUCUCGAUGGUUAUGAAGAGCUUCCAGAUUGGGCUCAGGAGAAGGUCCAAUAUGCUCUUGGAAAUGGUCAUGUCCACGACGAAGACUGGAAAGGUGAACCGGAACUAAACAGACCUGGCAUGAAAGGCAUCAACAAACGUACACCCAAGAAGAAUUCCAAUGGUGAUGGGGAGACUGGUGAUAGUGCCACCGAGUCUACUCCCACGAAGCCCAAGAAACGUACGAAGAAGAAGAAAGCAGCUAACGAUGACGAAGAAAGUGAGGAACCGGUUCCCAAGAAGAAGGCUACUAGAAAACGCAAAGCAGCCACCCGAGACGACGACGACGAUAUUGACGAAGCACCAGCACCGAAGAAGAGAGGCAGAGGCGAGAAUAUAGCUGUCAAGGACGAAGACGUUGACGCUGACCAGCCAGCUCCUGCCAAGAAGAGAUCACGUGGUAAGAAAGUCAAGCAGGAACCAGUCGACGAUAGCGAAGAUCAAGGAGCAGCACUACCCCAAUCCGAUGGUGCUGGCGAUAGCGAGGCACAUGCAGCUGCUACAAAAGCCCUGGCCAAGAAACGAGGACGGAAAGCUGUUGUCAAAGAAGAGAAUACUGACAAGGAAGAGGAAGCGGCUCCCAAGCCAGCCAGAGCAAAUCAGAAAAAGAAAGUCAAAGCAGAACCUCAACCUGAAGAUGAAGAUGAAGAUGUUCUUGACGACGUCGACAAGAAGAAACAGUCCAAGAGGGGUCGACCAAAGAAGGCUGCUCCUACAGUUCUACCAGAGGACGAGCACACCGAUGCUUCGCAACCAGAAGACGUUGCUGACGAAGCUGAUACUGCUGAGGAUGAAAUCGCCGAGGCCACGAAGAAAGGCAAAACAAGCAAUCCCUCUCGUCGAAAUGCACGUCGCACAAGUACCAAGUAG